CUAAUGUUCACUUUGAUAAAUAACGCAGUUAUCCAUUCUUGAAUGUAAAUAGAAACGUCCGAUUUCAAAACAUGGAUAAAUACCUAUAAGUACGCUUUGUCGAUGGAGUGUAACGUGUGUGUUUGUUAAAAAGGAGAAUUAAGUUGUGCACGAAGCUGGAAAAAAAACUCGCUAGCUAGCCAACAGCUAGCUGCCCUGGAUGCCCAGUGUCUUCAUUCGGGUCGUUUGACAACCAGCGAGGAAAGUGAUACAUCCCCGCUGUUACUCACCAGUUGGUAGAGCUGUCGACGUGCUUCCCCAAAAAAUACAUACUGGAUUGUGGUAUGGGCCACUUUAGUCCGUUCUCAGGUGUCAUUUGGUAACAACAUAAUCCGGAGGUAUUCCUGAAAAAUAUUUUUAAUCUAAAUACAACUGGUUGUUGUGAUCUACUGAGUGGACCCAAACAGACUGAAGCCAUGAUGAAGAGGAAAGGUGAACCAGUCUCGGCUCAUCUGCUGGGGGCUAAGAAGCCCCGCAAGGAUGCCAGCUCAGAUGAAGAAUCACCAAUGCUAUCAACCAGUCAGGAUUCAAGCCAGAGUGACUCUCACAGUGAUCAAGAGGACCACAGACCAGGCCUCUCCAUGCCAACUAUAUCCAAUAAUGCUUCAGCCAUGGACAAGCCAACACAGAGCUCCUCAAAGUUCUCCAUAUACAACAGUGUGUCACAGAAACUCAUGGCCAAGAUGGGCUUCCGUGAGGGUGAGGGUCUGGGUAAGUUUGGCCAAGGGCGCAAAGAAAUUGUGGAGGCCUCCACACAGAAAGGGAGGAGAGGUCUUGGACUCACACUUAAGGGCUUCCAAGGAGAGCUGAAUGUCGACUGGCAUGAUGAACCUGAGGCAAGUGCCAUAGAGAAAGUAGAGUGGUUUCCUGAAUGCUCCACAGAGAUCCCAGAUGCAGAUGAGCUAAAGGACUGGAUGCAGCAAGGACCGAGGAAAUUGAAGAUUGAGGAUGAGACAGAAUUUUGUUCCGAAGACCUCCUGCACACUCUUCUGCGGUGUAAGACUGUGUUUGAUGAUCUGGAGGGAGAAGAGAUGAGGAGAGCGCGAACACGAUCCAACCCUUAUGAGACAAUCAGAGGAGCUUUCUUUCUCAACAGAGCAGCCAUGAAAAUGGCCAACAUUGACUAUUGCUUUGACCAUAUGUUCACCAAUCCAAAGGAUUCACAAGGGAAACCUCUGACGAGGGAACGUGGCGGAGAGCUGCUCUACUUUGGGGAUGUCUGUGCAGGGCCCGGAGGCUUCUCAGAGUACGUGCUGUGGAAGAGGCGCUGGCACGCCAAAGGCUUUGGCAUGACACUCAAAGGACCCUGCGAUUUCAAACUCGAAGACUUCUUCGCUGCAUCAAGCGAGCUAUUUGAGCCUUACUAUGGUGAAGGAGGGGUAGACGGGGAUGGUGACAUCACUCGUCCAGAGAACGUGAGUGCCUUUCGGAACUUUGUCCAGGAGAGUACAGAGAGGAGAGGGCUGCACUUCCUUAUGGCAGAUGGGGGUUUCUCUGUAGCGGGCCAGGAGAACAUCCAGGAGAUCCUGAGCAAACAGCUGCUGCUCUGCCAGUUCCUCACUGCCUUGUCUACACUGAGGACUGGUGGCCAUUUUGUGUGUAAGACCUUUGACCUUUUCACUCCCUUCAGUGUGGGCCUGGUCUACCUGCUCUACCUAUGCUUUGACAGGGUCGCUCUCUUCAAGCCUGUCACCAGCAGGCCCGCCAACUCUGAGAGGUACAUAGUAUGCCGUGGUCUAAAGCCAGGCUCAGAUGCCGUCAGGGAGUACAUGUUCAAGGUCAACCUGAAACUGAACCAGGUGAAGAACACAGACACUGACGUCACAGAUGUGGUGCCCCUGGAUCUCAUCAAGGAGGACACAGACUUCAACCAGUACAUGAUUACCUCCAAUGAGAGCCACUGCGUGGUCCAGAUCAAGGCCUUGGCCAAGAUCCGCGCCUAUGUCUUAGACUCGAGCCUUUCGGAGACCAAGCAAGCUGACAUCAGGAAGGAAUGUUUGAAACUUUGGGGGGUACCUGAUAAGGCCAGAGUCACUCCUGCCUCUUCAGACCCCAAGUCUAAAUUCUAUGAACUUAUAAAGGGCGCAGAUGUGGAGUCGUUCCAAUGUAAGCUUACCUGUCUCAAUUCCAGUACACUAGACAAAAUGCAUCACGUCCUGGACUACAGGUGCAUUGUGGCGGGAGGCGAGCAGAUCUUCCUGCUUGCUCUUGGGAAGUCCCAGAUCUACACAUGGGAUGGCAAGAUGCCUGUGCGCUGGAGGAAACUGGAGAGCUUUAAGCUGGAGCUGCCCAGAGAGACACUCCUGAGUGUGGAGAUCGUCCAGGAACUCAAAGGAGAGGGAAAAGCCCAGCGAAGAAUCAACGCGGUACAUGUACUUGAUGCCCUGAUACUCAAUGGCACUGAUGUCAGAGACCAACACUUCAACCAACGGAUCCAGAUGUCUGAGAAGUUUGUGAAGGCCGUGUCCAAGCCCAGCAGACCAGACAUGAACCCUAUCAGAGUGAAGGAAGUUUACCGGCUGGAGGAGAUGGAGAAGAUCUUUGUCAGGCUUGAAAUGAAGGUGACAAAGAGCUCAGGAGGAGUCCCACGACUCUCCUAUACUGGCAGAGAUGACCGUCACUUCCUACCAACGGGCCUUUACAUCAUCAAGACUGUUAAUGAACCAUGGACUAUGGGCUACAGCAAGAACUCCAAGAAGAAAUUCUUCUAUAAUAAGAUCACCAAGGAGUCCACCUAUGAUCUGCCACCUAACUCUGUUGCCCCAUUCCACAUCUGCCACUCAGAGCGGCUCUUCUGGGCAUGGGUGGAUGGGGUCAUAGUUCAUGAUUCCCAGACCCGGGUGGAUCCUGAGAAACUGUCCAAAGACGACAUGCUGACCUUCAUUCACCAAAACUACCAACCCUGAGAGACAUUCACACACCAAGGGCUUGUCCUGCUAGUACUUAGAUACAGAAUGCACUAUGUUGGCUUAGAGCCCAGCUUGAUACUGGCUGGAAUUUAACUGUUUUUUUUUUCCGAGUCAAAUGGAAGAUAGUUAGCCGAGGUUUCUAGCAGUGACAUUUGGACUGCUUGUUGGCAAUGGACAUGUGGCAGACCACUAUCUCACUGCCUUUUUCAUUGAUGUUUGCUGUAUGAAUUAAACUGUACAGAAUUCACCAAAGUAGAGCAUACUAAUAGAGUUUAAAAAUAAAAACCUUACUGCCAUUGUCGCCAUGUUGGGUUGCAUGUCCUGUUUAUCGAUGCUACAGUUAUCAUCCAUACCUUGCUUUUCUGUGUGUUAAUUCUAGCGACAAGAGAGAGAAGAAUCCGCAAAAUAUUACUACAGGAAAUAAUCUUAAGUAUGGCUCUUGCUAUGGACUCAAUUUUACAAACAAAUUCAUUCUUUAUUACUUUACUCUGGGUCUAUUUUGAGUAUGCUUGGUCUUCUCUUGUUCACUCUUUAGGGGAAAGGAUUUAUGCAAAGUCCUCUCACAUGCCAAAUGAUCCUUUUUGCCAUUAAUAAAUUCUCACAACUUACUGAUAAUGCAGUUGGUCCAUAAAUGUAAUUUGUAAAUGUUAAUUAGAUCUAAGCCUACUUACUGUGUUUUGUCAUCUGCAUUCAUGUAUUCAUUGAUAUCAACAACAUCUGCAGUAUCAUCUCUCAUAGCUGUGCUGUUAUGGAGUGAGUGAAUGAUUGAGUUUGGGUUUUAGAAGAUGUGCUAAUUUGGGAUUUGGGGUAUAUCUACCUACAGCGCAUCUUUGUUUUUGUUGCAUCCUUUUUUUCUGGACUCAUUCUGGUUUUAUUUGUAUGUGUAUGUUUGAAAUACUUUGAUCAGGUGAAAUUUUCCUGUUAAAUUAGCAAUCGGUCCUGUUGGUAACAAUGACAUCAUAGUAAUAAAAGUAGACAUUCAUC
Lampris incognitus (smalleye Pacific opah) is the source of this 3932-nucleotide messenger RNA. RefSeq names its product cap methyltransferase 1 (gene cmtr1). The record is from RefSeq and is a predicted model, not a curated record. Bases 456 to 2945 code for a protein of 829 amino acids. Gene Ontology annotation, biological process: 7-methylguanosine mRNA capping. Gene Ontology annotation, cellular component: cytoplasm; nucleus. The transcript has 25 exons. Lineage: Eukaryota; Metazoa; Chordata; Actinopteri; Lampriformes; Lampridae. Gene Ontology annotation, molecular function: protein binding; methyltransferase cap1 activity; nucleic acid binding.